Molecule: messenger RNA, 2918 nt
Organism: Mobula hypostoma (lesser devil ray)
Lineage: Eukaryota; Metazoa; Chordata; Chondrichthyes; Myliobatiformes; Myliobatidae
Gene: fgl1b
Product: fibrinogen like 1B
Exons: 8
Coding region: 147-1136 (329 amino acids)
Biological process (GO): blood coagulation
Source: RefSeq, a predicted model, not a curated record
AAAUAACACACUCUAGGGACAUUAAUUUAAACCAUCUGGUUACUCAUCAACAAUUUUACUCCAUUCUUAAUCGCUCAACUCUUCAAGUACAGACUAAACCAUGAGAAUAUCUAACACGAUUUAGGACUUUGCCACCAGAUGUCAAGAUGCUGCUGGUUUUUCUACUUUUGUUGGAUCAAAUUUUAGCAAGUCACCGAAGCUUGGAAAGUGAAACGUGCAAGGUCGAUAUCUCCAAACUCCGCCAUCAGUUACAACGUUUGCAGAAUCAGUUCCUGAUUGGAAGUUGGCGGCUGAAAUAUAUAAAGGAACAUAAUAGCUACAGGAUAAAGGAAAGCACUAAAACAAGAAAGGAGGAACAAGGAAACACAUCACACUUCAUUACACCUAAUCAAACUAUAUAUCACCAUGAUUGCUCUGAGGUAUACAACAGUGGCAGUACCACACGUGGUUAUUACAAAAUUCAGCCGAAGUCUGGUGCUGAACCAAUUCUUGCAUAUUGUGAUAUGUCGGAAGGGGGUGGAUGGACCGUCAUUCAACGUCGCAGCAACGGCAAAGUAAAUUUUAAUAGAGGCUGGGACGACUAUAAAUCAGGCUUUGGAUUAUUUCGAGGGAAGAACGAUGAAUAUUGGCUUGGGAAUGAAAAUAUACACCAGAUUUUGGCUGCAGGCAAGUAUAUAAUUAAGAUAGACCUCACUGAUUGGAAUGGAGAAAAAAGAUAUACAACAUAUGAAAAAUUUAACAUUUCAGAUGAAGAGGAUAAAUACAGGCUAACAUUUGGAAGGUAUUCUGGGACUGCAGGAGAUGCAUUGUCUGGUGGCUUGAUCCCAGAGGAACAAUGGUCAUCUUCUCACAAUGGGAUGCAAUUCAGCACCUUAGACCGGGAUAAUGACAGAUACCUACAGGGGAAUUGUGCUCAAGAAGGUAAAAGUGGCUGGUGGUUUAACAGAUGUCAUUCAGCCAACCUCAAUGGAAAAUAUUAUCAGCAUGGAAACUACACGGCAAAACACGAUAAUGGCGUUCUUUGGAGCACCUGGAAGGGAUUGUGGUACUCUCUGAAGUUCACAACCAUGAAAAUCAGACCACUUUAUUUCUUUGCAGCAUUUGGAAGUGGCGAUUACGACAAUAUCAUUGGCUAGCAUUUACUGCGAAGGAACUGAAUUUCCAUCUAAAAUGCAAAAUCCCAAUGUAAUGAUUAUCAUUUUGUAUAUUUUCUGACAAUAAACUGGUUUUCUAAUUUUGAUCGCAUUUCAAUUAAAGGACAGCUUUCAUCAAAAGAAGUUUUUUUGAUAGGCUCUUCAGAAAUGGCAACUUGGCUGCCUGCAGCAUGUGUCAGAUCCUUAAGAUGCAGUAUAAAAAUGGGUCUACAUUGACGAAAUAAACUGAUAAAAUAAUGGCCAUGGACAUCUUCAAAUUUUAUAUUUGUAUUUCCACAAAAAAGGCAGGAGAGAAAAAUUCUGGCUCAAGUCUGAUACCCUGGGUUUCAUUCCUGAACCUGUCCCUCCCAGACUCAACUUACCAACGGGCUCCAAGCUAUUUUGUCACUUCCCCAACCCUGCAGUGUGGCUACUGAGUGCUAUCUACGCUUAAGUGAAGCUUGGUGCCAGAAUAGUUCAGGGCUUCACGUUGGCACAGACUAGUCAUUAUGUUGUCAUCCUGGGCCAGUAUCUGGUUUUACAAUCGGCAAUUCUAGGCAUUAGUGACCUUACACUAAUAUCAGAAAGUGACCAUGUCCUGGAUUAUCUUUCUGACAUUGAAAUCAAUAUUAAGCACUUGUCUAUUGUUAUAUCUUUAAACAAACAUAAAUCUUGAUGUUUAAGGCAUAAUUUUCAUACUACUUUCAAGUAAGUACUAAAAUUGAAAUCAGCAUUUAUUUCACAAUGCAACAUUUAAAUGGGCCUUAAAGCACUGGAAAUCAGAGCAUCAAUGAAAAUCCGCUGCCAAGCAUUGUAGAGUCUAUGUGCACGUGAGUUUAUAACUUUAUUAUUUGCAGUUUGUAAAACUGUUAUUUGAAGUUCUGCAGCUCCUGCUUUGUUGUCAUCCCUCCUCCCAAAUUGCAUGUACCUGCAUUGUGAGAUCUACAUAAUACAUCCCAGAAGUAGGAAUUGAUUGAUCAUUUGGAAUUUUUUUUUAAACUUGUCAUCUUGUGGUUGUUGGAUUGAAUAAAAUACAAUAAGUUGAAAUGAUUAUAUAAACCAUUUGAGCACUUUCAAGAAUGUAGAAAUGUAAAAUUAUUUCCAUCUAUGUGCUAUUAACUUUCAGGUUGCUAGAUAAUUAAAACAAAAUCUGGGUGGCCAGACCAAGCUGUGUAUUGAAAUAAACGCUGGUGUUACUCUAAUAAAUGUGAACAAAUAUUAAAGAUUUUACUAUUAAUUACAUGUAAUUAAAAUAAACUGUUUAAAUAAGUAAAUUGCUCCAUUAGCAUUUAUGUUCAUCCCAUCUUUUCCCAUCCUCUCUGACUGUAUCACUCAACAAAUUUCUCGCAGUGUUAUAUCUGCUUAAUUAAAUCCAUAUUUGUAAAUGGCUCAGAUCCAACUGAAAAAAUCCAUUUCAACCGACCCUGUUUGGACGCUAUGUUAGCUCACAAUCUCAAUAUUUCAAAAGCAUUUUAAAUGCAUCAAUAUAUGGGUUAAAAUCCAUGCUAAAUCAACCUAAAAAUGUUAAGUUUGAAUACACAAUACAGAACUUUUGGAUUCCUUUUUUGUUUACAUAUUGUCAUCAAUUCCACUUCAGGAAAUAAUCAAAAAGAUAUAGUUUCAACCAAUCACCAUUUGACUAAUACUAUUUCAGAAAAAACAUUCAGCCAGUUUUUUCCCACAUCUUUCUGCUUCUUAACUACAGAAAAAAACGAAUACAGGGAAAUACUUCUACAAACAAGUCAUCAGACCUAGAGCCAGACAUAUUUAUGUGAACCAGUAUAA